Molecule: messenger RNA, 2748 nt
Organism: Cyprinodon tularosa
Lineage: Eukaryota; Metazoa; Chordata; Actinopteri; Cyprinodontiformes; Cyprinodontidae
Gene: bmp6
Product: bone morphogenetic protein 6
Exons: 7
Coding region: 481-1767 (428 amino acids)
Biological process (GO): SMAD protein signal transduction
Cellular component (GO): extracellular region
Molecular function (GO): growth factor activity; cytokine activity
Source: RefSeq, a predicted model, not a curated record
UGAGAUAUUAUGGACUGCAACCUGCUGAUCCCUUCCUCACUCUGAGGCUCAACCUGUAGGAGCGAGAGCGCCGCUCAGACGUUUCUUUGAUUAAUACCGGGAGUAAAUGUGUCUGUUGGAGGAGAAUGGCUUCUAUUAGUGGCGCAGCGCUGUGUGCAGAAGGCUUUCCACAGUCUGAAGAGUAGCGGAGCGCUCAGAAUAAACUCUCACAUGGUGCACUUUAUCCUGGAGCAGCAAAGAGCGCUGCUGGGAGCAGAAAUGAAAGCAGGAGCGAUACUAUUAUGCGCGUUUUCCUUUACUGAGUAUUUCAAAUGGCUUGAUACGGGGCUUCUGCUCUGCUUUUGAUCAAUACUUUCCACUGAUAGCUGCGUCCUCGGGUGGACUUUGGUUACCAUUACGCGCAAUUUGCGUUCGGAUAGGCGAGAGAAACUCCAAGCCAGGCACGAUCGGGACUCUGGAGAGCUCAGCGGGGUGAACACCAUGACCAGCUGCCUGCUCGCCUUGGUCGGAGUGUGGUGGAGCGCUUACUACUGCACCUAUGCGGCGGCGGGGAGUCAUUUCUCACUGGAGGGCAACAGCGACAGCCAGCCGGGCUUCGUCCACCGGCGGCUGCGGACGCACGAAAGGAGAGAGAUGCAGAAGGAGAUCCUGUCCGUCCUGGGGCUGCCGCACAGACCGCGGCCGCAUCUGUCCAACGGGAAGUACAACUCCGCUCCGCUCUUCAUGCUGGACCUGUAUAAAACUAUUUCAAGCGAGGAGAAAAGCCAAGUGGAAGGAGCGCUGGAGAGAUAUCAGUCCAUAGCGGCGACCCAGAUCCCUCCUCUGGCCACACACCAAGAAACAGCCUUUCUGAAUGAUGCGGAUAUGGUGAUGAGUUUCGUUAAUUUAGUGGAGCACGACAGGGAGCUCUCCCUGGACCGGCGUCACCACAAGGAGUUUAAGUUCAACCUGUCACAGAUCCCAGAGGGCGAGGCCAUCACUGCAGCAGAGUUUCGACUUUACAAGGAGUGCGUGAGCCAGGUGUUUCGCAACGAGACCUUCCUGCUCAAAGUCUACCAAGUGGUCAAGGAGCACCCUGACAGGGAGGCAGACCUGUUCCUUCUUGAGUCUCGCAGGCUUUGGGCUGCUGAGGAGGGAUGGUUGGAGUUUGACAUCACAGCGACCAGCAACCUCUGGGUGAUGAGUCCGAUGCAUAACCUGGGCCUGCAGGUCAGCGUAGAGACCAGCAGCGGGCAGACCAUCAGCUGUACAGACGCGGGGCUCGUAGGGCGGGACGGUGCACUGGAGAAGCAACCAUUCAUGGUGGCCUUCUUCAAGGUCAGCGAGGUGCACAUCCGCUCAACCCGUUCUACUGGGGGCAAACGGCGGCACCAGAACCGCAACCGAUCCACACAGCCGCAGGAUGGAUCCAGAGGGCCGGGCCUAACAGACUACAACAGCAGCAAUCAGAAGACGGCGUGCAAAAGACAUGAGCUGUAUGUUAGCUUCAGGGAGCUGGGCUGGCAGGACUGGAUUAUCGCCCCUGAAGGCUACGCCGCCAACUAUUGUGAUGGAGAGUGUUCUUUCCCUCUGAACGGCCACAUGAAUGCCACCAACCACGCCAUCGUGCAAACGCUGGUGCACCUGAUGAACCCUGAGAAUGUACCGAAGCCGUGCUGUGCCCCCACCAAACUCAAUGCCAUCUCAGUGCUCUUCUUUGAUGACAACUCCAAUGUCAUCCUGAAAAAGUACAAAAACAUGGUGGUACGCGCCUGUGGCUGCCACUGACACCAAGCACCAGGGAGGACUGGGCCAGGCUCAUCUCAGCCGGACAUCUUUUCUCAGAUAACGGGACACAUUUCAAUAAAAAACUGCUUCGAAGAAAAACAUCCGCCCAUCUGUUGUGGGACCAGUCAUACUGCUGCUUUCCUCCCCAUCUCCUCUUUGAUUGAAAACAUGGUGGAUGACGUCUGAGGAGACAGACUAAAGAUCAGUUUCCUUGCUCAGCUGAUAUAGAACCUGUAAUAUCCAGAUGGGAAUAAACGAGGCCAGUGGUAACUUCACAGCAAAUGUAAACUGAUGCAUCAGUCAGUGCAUUCGUAUUUAUCCUCUUUCCUACUGUAUUUUCCUCUCAAGCCAUAUUUACUUUCCCAAAAAUAUAAUUUGGACUCGACCAAAGUGACCGCAUUCUGUUUUAGCAGCAGACUCCUCCAAAUAAUGCUCUCUGAGUCAAUAUUUGCCAAGCUAAGGCUGAGAUGCAGCUUCACAUGAUGCACAUUGAGGCCAAACUCUUGUUUUACUACAAAAAGGAGCGAAAUUCAGCCCUUUUACCCUCCUACAUGCCACAAACGGACAUUUGUUUUUCUACAUUUGCAAAGCUCACAAACACAUCUAACCCAGACAAGAGAUUGUGGAAAAACAUUUACAGAGACUAAAACAGCCACUUCUUCUCUUCUGUAAACCCUAGAGCGACAUUAUGCUCAGAUUUAGCCGCAGCGUCUUCCCAUCUGAGCAUGUUACUGUGAGCCUUAAUCAAGUAUUUAAGAGAACAUAUUUGAACCAAAAAUAAUGUAUCCAAACCAAUCACAGUACCUUUUGUGCCUAACCGAACUUAAAUAUUAUAUACCUCUGGAAAGCUGCUGUUUACAUUUGUGAUCAUUUUCAGACUGUUUUUGUAAAUACGUGUACAUUUUCAGCUUAUUUAUUGCACCUUUUACUGAAAAAAAUACCACAUUAAAGCCAGAAAUAAAAAAUAAAAAUACAAACUGA